UCGAUAUUAAGUAGAUAAUAGCUGACCAUCAGCCAAGUCGCGUAGCAACAGCAAAUGCCCGCGAACCUCAGGCAGUUUUUGUUUCUUGUAAAGGAUCGGGGGUCUCAUAUGGGUGUUACGGGUCACCAUAUUGUUUAAUUUUUCUUAAAUGAGUCAGGGAUUAGACCAGUCUGCUGGACAUCAGUCACUAUCUCUCCUCGCAACGGAGAGCACUCGUUUCUUGAAGAUGAAUACCAUAAUGGACGUUAAUUAUAUACAUGUUAAAAUAACCAGUGGUUUAUAUUCACUCGUGGAGGACAGUGAAGCAUCCAAAAAGAAGGUCUGGGAAAAAUUCCUUCGCAUUGUUUACUGUGAUACCAGGAAAAUGGUGACAGACGAUAACUCGUGUAGAGGCUACGCUGCGUGUAAGGUUUGUGGACAGAUUUGCCGUCUGGGGCCCAAAGGCGGAACUAAAGAACUGGAGGAUCAUUUCAGCCUCUGUUCUCGAGCAGCAGCAGCAGACAAUACGGCAUUAAGAUUAGCAGAAAAGCAAUUGAAAAAGGAAAACAAGAAUCAGACCGAAAAGGAACGUAAGGAUGAAAUUAAAGCACUCAAUAAGGAAUCGGCGUUUUUAGUGAUGGGUCAAGAAAGUGAAACAAUCCCAUUGGAAGAGAUUACAAAAGCUCGUCUAACGCGUGCUUGUCUGUCGGAAAUUCCUCCAUCGAUAGUCCAAUUUUUCACGGAUGGAAAAUCUCCAAAGGAUAGGCCAAUGAACUUUUACGAAGAGCUUCAAGUACAAUUGAAUGUACUUUGGGAACGGUUUUGUGAAGCUAAGAACGAAGCUUACACCGCUUACACAGAGGCGCAAAACGGUGCACUUACGAAGCAACAGGCAAUUUACACUGUUCAAAACGCAACGCCAGUUCAACCCAACCUUCAUCUUGGGCUUUCCUAUUCCUCGGCGAAUGGCAUUGACAUCACCUGGGUGCCAACCGAUGUUAAGUCUACACUGGGCUUUGAUCGAAUUAGCAUGAUUGGACGUAAUUUGUCAGAACUGGUUCAUCCAGAGGACUACGCGGAGAUUGUUCGUGUUUUUCUGACGGAACCAUCUGCCGAUGGUAGGCCUACUGUCGAGGACUCGAAAGACUUUACUUUUCCCGAUUGUCGGAUAACAGAAUCCAUCAUCCAUCGGUCGAAAACGGCACCUCAGUACCACACAGUUUUCUUGACCGGAUACAUCCGCCAGUGCAUUCGAACUUCACGAGAGAAAACUAGUCAUCAAGACAAGCAAAUUAUGCCUGCCUAUACGGACUGUAGUUGUUGGCCCCGACUAGCUUCGUUUAUCCACAUCCGGACAUACUAUCAGUAUAUGACACUACACUCCAUAGACGGAAGAAUCAUUCAAGCAGAUAAACGGAUCAAAAUGGUUGCAGGUUAUACGUGCGAGGAAGUCGUAAACAAAAAAGCUCACGAUUUCAUUGUAGAAGACGCCGUCAGUUUUGUUUCUGAAGCCCAAAACUAUUGGGUGGAAAAAAAUGGCCGUGCAAAUUGCAUAUCUUACCCAUUAAAGGGUAAACACCAGAUUGUUCAUGUGAAAUCUCGAGGUGAAUUCGUUUACUAUCGAGAUUCUGAUACUAAUCAAAUGGUUUUUGGUUUUAUUUUAAGCAAUACUCUUAUUCAUGAGGACGACUAUCAAAGAGAACGAUCAUAUCUUCAAGAGCAAUGGAAUACUUCCUGUGAUACUUCAACAUCAUCGGUUGAAGAAAGUUACAAUAUUUCUUCGUCCACACCGGAGGCUUGUGGCAUUGGCACACCAGUUCCAAUGGAGCAAGACUCAAUGGCAACGGAUUUUCAAACAUCAUUUGCACUCUCCCCCGAUGUAUCUUUUUGUAUGUCUCCCGAUUUGUCUUUCUCUUAGCUGGAUGGCAAUCUAUCACCUUGCACAAUGGAAUCAAAGAAGGAAAGGACAUCGAACACGUUUUCUACUCCACUACACUUCCAACUGAAUGCGCUGCUUGCGCACCCAGUUUGCCAAAUGUCGAAACUAUUUAAGUAAAAAAUGAACUGUAAAUCGCACACACACUAAUGUCUAAAUAGGUACUUUUCUUUUAAGUUAUUGAAUCAUGUCUUUAAAUUUGAGAUACAAGAAUAAAGAAGGAAUUAUUAUUUGAA
This is a messenger RNA of Daphnia pulex (common water flea), 2151 nucleotides long. RefSeq lists its product as uncharacterized. NCBI's taxonomy places the organism in Eukaryota, Metazoa, Arthropoda, Branchiopoda, Diplostraca, Daphniidae. Gene Ontology annotation, biological process: regulation of transcription by RNA polymerase II. Gene Ontology annotation, cellular component: aryl hydrocarbon receptor complex; nucleus. The transcript is spliced from 10 exons. Gene Ontology annotation, molecular function: DNA-binding transcription factor activity, RNA polymerase II-specific; RNA polymerase II cis-regulatory region sequence-specific DNA binding. The coding region runs from base 149 to 1897 and encodes 582 amino acids. The record is from RefSeq and is a predicted model, not a curated record.